Leptopilina heterotoma is the source of this 1864-nucleotide messenger RNA. RefSeq lists its product as uncharacterized. The record is from RefSeq and is a predicted model, not a curated record. NCBI's taxonomy places the organism in Eukaryota, Metazoa, Arthropoda, Insecta, Hymenoptera, Figitidae. Bases 696 to 1613 code for a protein of 305 amino acids. The transcript is spliced from 11 exons.
GUUGGCCCAUUCUUGAUUGUAUAAAUCUCUUGUAAAAGAUUGUGUAAAUUUCAUCGUUAAUAAAAUAGGAUUAUCUUCAACGCAUUCUAAUCACAUUCAAAUAAGGACACACAUUUUUUUUCAAAAAAAGCGGAAUGUUUCCAGAUGAAGCUGUCGUGAGUACUUCCUGCAUGUGAAGCAUUGACAUUUAUGAUUCGCAGUUCAUGAUCACAUAUCUACAAAAAUUUAAAUAAUUCUUCAAGUAGAAUGUAAUAAUAUUCGAAUUAUGUCUACUUUUUUAAACGUUCCAACAAGAAGCGGAAAGAAAAAUUGAGGAUUCAUCUUAUUUCGAUGCAUAUUAUAGAAGAAUGAAAAGAGUUCUUAAAAGUGAACAGAAAGAGAGUUCCAAAUUUUUUAUAACAAUUUGAUAGAUGUUGAAAAGAGGUUAAAAAGAGAGUAGAUAAGAGUGAAAGGAGGGUUUUGAGAAUGACAAAAGUACAAUCGACUAGGCCUAUAACAUUUGGAAAUUUGACAAUUCUUUCAAAUGAGUUCGAUAUUUCUUGUCGUCUAUUACGGCUCUUUGGAAAUUUAAUGAAUUCUUUUACAAGGUGUGAGUUUAUCAAACAAGUAACUUCUUGGAUUGCUCGGCUUAUCAUCGGCUGGCUCAUACACGUCAUAUAGCAUUGUCCAGUUACUCUCUGAUUUUUACUUAAACCAUGAGUGACGAAGAUGUUGAUACCAAAACCGGUAAGAAGAUUAGAGUUGGAAGAAUCAAAUAUAAACAACAGGUUUAUUUACUUUCCUGUAUAGAAGAGAACCCAAUUUUACUAACGAAGCAAUUCACUCGAGCAUUUUCUAAAGUUCUUUACAAUCAGGAGUGGGCCAAACUGACAGAAAACUUGAACAAAAUGUCUGAUAACAACAGGGAAUCUGAAAAAUGGCAGAGAGUUUUAGGAUCUUGGGUAAGCAAGGUGAAGAAUAAGGUUGCUGAAUUAAAGAAAAUCAAAAAAUCCACCGGAAAAGGGAAUCUACUGAAAACUUGCACAACACUGACAGAUUUGGAGGAACGUCUGUACGCCCUUAAAGGGAGAACAUCUGUUGAAGGAGAUGGAGAAACAGAGGAGAUAGGCUUUGAAAGUGACACUGAAGCUGUUGAUUUCGAUGAUGAACCUAGGCCUAAAAAACGUAAAGUUCCAACACCACCACCACAAGAAUCUAAGAAUGAACACCGUCAACCGGUCUUGGAACCAAAAAUAAUAGAUCUCAAUAGUAGUUCUAACAUACCGAUAAAUGUUUCUUCAGAAGAGGAAUUUGACUUUGAAACUGUUCCACCGCCCAAAAAAAGGGAGCUCUCUGUGGAAGGUGCUGCCAACUUAAGGAAAACAGAAAAUCAGAACCCUUCUGUAUCUACAAAUCCUAAGAAAACCAGAGGUGCUGUUUUAUUACAGAAAUUAAAAAAUUCGUCUUCCUCUUCACUUCAAGAUGAAAAGAUUUUGGAGUUUCGAAAAAUGCACGAAGAAGCAAUGACAGUCCAAACGGAAAUCAGAGAUACAUUAAAUAAUAUUUUAAACGUCAUAAUUCAAACGUCCGAAAACCUUUUGAAUUCAUUAAAUUCUCCAGAAUCUCCAGAAUAAUCGAAUACGAUAUUUUUUAAUGAGAACCAUUUUCUUCUUUACUGUUGUGAUACUAAUUCUUACAAUUCAAUCUAUUUUCGCAAUUUUGUUUCAAAUUUAAAUUUUUCAAUUAUAAAAAGACAGUAGAAUAGAUUUAUUUCAGCGUUGCCAACCUUGGCGAUUUAUCGCCCAUCUGGCGAUUUUUUUUGAUUGGCUUCUUAAAUUUUUAAUUUGUCGAUACGAGCCAAAUUAACUCAUUGUUAAUGUUGUAU